UCAAGUGUUUAUAACAUUUCUGUUGAAUAAAAAACUUACUUACAACCAGCAUGGAGCUUCUUAUUUUAACAACAUUCUGGGUCAUUCUCUCCAUAACUGUUAAUUGUAAUUAUAUAGCUUUGAAAGGCAAUGUUUUGCGCAACAAAGCCACAAAUAAUUACUUGAAUAGUGACAUUUCUGAAAAUGAGCUUGCUUGUGCUAGAAAAUGCAAAAAUAAUGGUGACUGUGAAGGAAUAGUGUAUAAUAGUACGGAGGGUUGGUGUGGAUUGGUUGAUGCAAAUGGUUUGGUUAAUACAUCUCAAGGACUGACUGGCACAGAAUUCGAGGUGGAAAGCCGAAUAGAGAAAAAGUGCGGACAAUGGCAGAAGGUUUUAUCUGUCGACAAGUCUGGUGGAAUAUUGUCUGGCAGUUUUUCAAACUUGAAGGCAGCAGUUCUUUCAGGCGGGAAGUUGAGAAUAAUCCUUGACAGAGCAGACAACCUCAUAUUCAGCUUUGCGAUCAAUUCUGUACUUAUCAAAGAAAACGUGGUAUGUGGACAAGCGGAAAUAUAUGUAUCAAACACCAACAGAUGGACGGCUUAUCUCCUAUGUACAAACGGCCAUAUUCAUUGGUUGCGAACCUUCAUGGACCAUACAGAAAGUGAACUGUUCAGUUACUACACCAACUACAACAAAACUGACUGGUUUGUGUUUGAAGAUGCAUAUCUGCAAGUUAUUAGGGACAACAGUAAGCCAUACAUUACAAUGAAUCGGAUUCACGCGUUUUCCGUGACUGCUGUAGAAACAAUUGACACAUUUAUGAAAGUUAAUUACCACACUCAUACAGAUAUUUUUCAUUCCGAUGAACACGUAGAGGUAACAUCGUUUUUCAAAAUCGGUUCGACGUUUACAGGCAAUGAUUUUAACAUCUCUGAAAAUUCGUCUUGGAUCACUACUAAAUAUAACUUUUCGAAGAAUAUAGAAGAAUUCAGGUGUACAAUAAGCGGCAACAAUGCUUGUCAACAUAGCGAAAGUGCAGUUAAUCAAACGCUAUACGUCGAUGGCAAUUGGGAAAGUAUAUUUAUCCAUACUUCUGAAGGCAAUACGGUGUUUGGAUCUUUACAGAGUCUAAGAGAAGAGGUAUUGAAUGGACAUAGGAUAUUACUUUAUUUUAGUGACAAGGUAAGACAGCCAGACAUUGUUAUUCUCGACGAAGAAAGUAUUACGACGGUCUUCUCGUUGUAUCCACUGAAACAAUCCGAUUCCGUCCAAGCUACUGUACUAUGGGAAAUGAUUUCCACUACCGGAAAAUAUGAAAAAGUGGAAUUUGAUUUUAUGACAGGAAAUGUACUUAACAUAACCACAGGAACAAGAGAAUGUUCUUGGCAUAUAGACAAGGCAACGUGGACUAACGUAUUUGAUUCUGAAAGUAAUACAACCGAAAAAUUAGUCACUGCUAUCCAGUCUGGUUCCAGUUCACGUAUCAAAUCAAAAUGCUUGAAUAUCAACGACAGUUCGAUUUUGUUUACUUGUUUUUAUGACGUGAAUAAUCUUUAUUUGGACAUAUCUACUUCGGACAUAAAAGCAAGGAAUAAUGUGUACCCAUAUCCUACAAUUGGGGAUACUGGACUGAACUUUUCAAUGGAUGCAAAUCCGGUAUGGAUGAAUUUAAUAACAUCUACAAAAGGUAAUGUGAGGAGAAAAUUAUGGAAUCAUAGAAGUCCAUCAUUUGAAAGUGUCUUUGUGGUAUACGAUCAUGACAUUAUAUGGUUUGUUAACUGAGAAGUACACACAUGGAGCUUAAAAUUGUAACGCAAGCAGUACAAAGAGCGCUGAUUAGCGACUUCGCGAUGGUGUAACAAAUUUUAUAUGAACUUUUGUUUUAGCAAAAAUCUUUCUACGAAGAAAAAAAAAGAUUACAGUAACAUAGGCCACUCUUUGAAUUACUAUAUUUCGUCCGGGAAUGAUAUUUUCAUGAAAAUCUUUCGAGAACUGCACAGCACGAGUACGUAAUAGUAAUUGUUAAAGUUUUCAGAACUAGAUGAGGCAGGAGUUUUAUAAACACCUAGUAGUUCCCUGUCCUUACUCAAAGUGUUAUUACACCGGAAGUAUACAAGCACACUGCACACGUUGGAUUUGAAAAGUGCCUCAUAAUAAUUUCAUAACAAUGUGCACAAGCUUGCAUCAUUUAUGUGAAAACUUCCUUUCAAAUGCUGACGAAAAUAUAAAGAAAUAUCUUGUUAAUAUUCUAGAAUAUUCAUAUCAAUAUAAGCUACAACAAGAUGCUUUGAUGACGCAGAAUGCAACUAAGCAAAAUAACAGCAGACUCUCAAAUGCACUGAAUACCCUUAAACAGAAUGUUUAAGUUAAAAUGCCAAAACAUCUUAAAGAAGACCGUUUACAAAAUAACCCAAAAUUAUUACGUUGUGUUGCUAUGACUUUGAACAUGUGAAACAUUGCCAGUUUGUAUCUUGUGUUAGCCACCACUCAAUGUGUGAUUAUUUUGUGUCACUAUUUAGAAAGUCAGUUGUAUUCUGCAGCAUUUUUAUCCAUCCUGUUACAUGAUGAAAUAAACCGGCAACAAUAUAACCUUUAAUGUGUUUUUAAAUAUCGACAAAUGCAAACGUCAUUUUUUUUUACAAUACUUGUAAAAAUAUCACAUUUUAGGAUAAAAAGUAUGAUCAUUUCUACUAUAUUUUGAUGGCUUUCCAUUAUUUUAUCCCUGUCAAAUUUUGACAGAUUUGAAUGAAAAUUAGACAUAAAGUCUGAUGAUUAUUUUAUAUAACAACGAUAAGUAUAUGAAAUAAAUUCAAUUAGACGUAACGGUUACAGUAUGCAAAUAAUCAGUAUAUUCUAAGUAAGCAUUAGACUCUGAAAGUAUCGGAGUGAUGAGCAUUAAAUUAUUAUAUAAUGAUUUUCAACACCGUUUAUUUCCAAGAAAUGAAGCAUUUUCAUCAAUAUUUUUAAUAUCAACGUGUAGAUUUCAUAAUUGUCUUAACAUUAUUGAAGAAAUCGCAUUAAUGGAUGAAGAUACAUUAAAGUCGAUAAUUUUCAAAAGAAAUAAUAAGUAUCAUUUUACAAGUGAAAAUGAAUAGGCAUCAAAAUGAUUUUUCUCUUUACAACGAGAAAUAUGCACUUAUUUCUUCGCGUAUUGAUAUUGGGCCGCUAAUGUCACGCAAAAAAUCUCCACGACAGAACUUGUGCAUAGUUCUCGAUCUAUUAAAUGUACGCUUGCAGAAUUGUACCCACUGUCAGAAUGAGAGCAUAUAUUCUAACCUUUGAAGUCCCAAAAUUGUUUAAUCACGCAGAUUGCACUACAAGCCAUAUGUCAAUCAUCACAAAGUUGCACUUAUUUGUGACUUUAUUUUUUGGCUACCGUAUAGCAACUGUCUCCACACAACUGUUAUCAUUGUUAUGUUUUAUUUAGCUUAACUGGCAUUAUGUUUGUCUCAACUGAGUUUGAUAAUUAAACUUUGUCAUUUAUAUCUAAAUUGCAUAUCCAUUUCUUAUGUAUUGUAAUGUUAAGGCACAGCUCUUGAUAUCUUUCUUUACUGAUGGUAUUCAAAUGUUUUUGUUAUGAAAUUCAAUACAAGAAAACAUACUGGUAUCAAUAUAUUGUGUUUACUUAAAAGAGCGUCAUUUUAGUAAGCUUAAUUCAAAUAAAAAUCUUUAUUUUACACAUUUUAGCUUUUUUCUGUUUAAAAUGCUUCAAAAUAAGAAAACACUAAUCAUUCUUUUUAUUUAUAACGAUAUCUGACUCUUAAGGUAGUUAUGCACGUUUGAAGCAAACAUUCAGCCAUAUUUUUUCAAAACAUAUAAAAUGAUAGGGUCUCGUGCUUGAUUUUGUGUGAGACUUGAAAAUAGAAGUCCUGCGGUAAAUUUUCACAACGUUCUUUUAUGAGAAGAGUUUGCUUUUGAAGACCUUUUCUUGUACAGAAAAUUUUUUCACAAAGUAGAGUUUGAAACAGAGUUGUAGAGUUAACUAUUUUUAAUCAUACGGUCAAAUAAAAUGUAUAUGAUCGUGUGCUUUAAAUUUCAUAAUUUGCCAUAUGUCAAUUAUAGUUCUUAUAUUGCAGCUUAUCUCGUGUUAUUUUCUUGAAUUAUUUUACAUCAAUACCUGUUGUCAAAAGUCAGUAGCACUGACUGUUUAGUAUGGAAUGCCGUGACUGUCUUAUAUGGACUUUUUUCAUGUUAUUCAUUCGUUUUAAGAAUAUAUAGGUUCAUGCGCUCAUUAUUGGAAAAUGCAAUAUAUGGAACCGUUUCGUCUUAUAUGGAACCAACUUUUCAUUAUAUGAGAGCAAAACAUUAUUAAAAAGAUUCGAUUUUCUUUUAUAUGCAUUCAAAAUAUAUGGAAACGUUUCGUCUUUGUAUGGAACCAACUUUUCAUUAUACGAUAGCAAAAACAUUAUUACAUAGAUUCGAUUUCCCUUUAUAAAAUUAUAUGCAUUCAAAAUGUAAUUUAUCCUUCCCUUAUAUAAGAUAUAUAGAGGAUAUUUGUUUGUUUCAGUGAAAUAUCAAUUUUAUUUCACAAGUGAGCAUCAAAACCUGAUAUUUUCACGAGUGGCGUAGCCACGAGUGAAAAUGACUUUUUUUGGUGCUCACGAGUGAAAUAAAAUUGAUAUUUCACUGAAACAAACAAAUUUUCUUUUUAUUUCAUGUGUAAAACUCUACUUUUGUUGCGUAAUAAUUAUAAAAUGUCGAAAAUCGCGGGAAAGGUCAGCAGAAAGCAGAACACAAAUGACGUCAUUUUAACGACGUUAUCGUCAUUAUGGUCCCCGAUAUUCAUAACGCUUGUUAUACAAUUUGACUUCAAUCGCGGCGGAGGACCGGAACUAGUUCGGCAAAAACAGUGAAAAAUAAAAAUGAUAAUCUGCUGUUUCAAAACUGUGGAUUAUCACUUUUAUUUCACUGAGAAAAUUCUAUAAUUCACUGGAAAACAUAAAAUAAAGCACAAUAUCGGCCUGCCUAAUAAACUUUGCUUUAUCUAGUCAGUGUAAAGAUAUCACUUUUGUGGGAACUUUUGAAAUCACUUAUAUUAUCAAAAUUUUGCAUUUAAACCAUCACCAUUGUAUUUAAAAUGUCUCAACUUAGAAAAUGAGUGGUCAAAUCAAAGGUUUUUAUCCUGAAACAAAAAAAGUUAUUGCUAUUUUUCACUUUUACAGCACUUCAGCCGGAAAUUUUGAAAACAAUUUUUUUCCGAAUUUUUCAUUGAAACUGUUAUCAUUGUAUUGGAAAUGUUCUAACUAAGAAAAUAAGUGGUAAAAUCAAAAGUUUUUAUCCAGGAACAAAAAAGUUAUUGCAUUUUUUCAAUUUUCCACAAACUGAAUUACACUAGCAAACGUCAUAUUAGACGUCAAGUCUGCACGCUGUUGCUCUUUCCAACGACUUUUUCCCAAUUUUCUGAACAGGUAGGAUAAAUAGAAUAUUAGAUUACUGUCUGAAAAAAAUUAAAUUUAUUAGGCUCGUCUACGAAAUAAUAUAAGGCUCGGCAGUGCCUCGCCAAAUAUAUUUUCUUCAACUCGCCUAAUAAAUUUAAAUUUAUCAGACAGUAACCUAAUAUUCUCUAUAUAUGGAACCGUUCUGUCUUUAUAUAGAUUAAACUGUUCAUUAUAUGAUAGUAAAACAUUAUUAUAUAGAUUCGAUUUCCCUUUAUAUGCAUUCAAAAUGUAAUAUGUGGAACCGUUCUGUCUUUAUAUUGAACCAACUUUUCAUUUCUUUAUAUUUUAUAUGCAUUCAAAAUAUAUGGAAACGUUUCGUCUUUAUAUGGAACCAACUUUUCAUUAUACCAUAGCAAAUGUUAUUAUAUAAAUAAGAUUUCCCUUUACAUGCAUUCAAAAUGUAAUAUAUGGAACAGUUCUGUCUUUAUAUGGAACCAACUUUUCAUUAUUUGAUAGUAAAACAUUAUUAUAUAGAUUCGAUUCCCCUUUAUAUGAAUUCAAAAUGUAAUAUGUGGAACCGUUCUGUCUUUAUAUGGAACCAACUUUUCAUUUCUUUAUAUGAUAGCAAAUAUUAUUAUUUAGAUUUGAUUUCCCUUUAUAUGCAUUCAAAAUGUAAUAUAUGGAACCGUUAUGUCUUUAUAUGGACUCAACUUUUCAUUAUACGGUAGCAAAACAUUAUUAUGUAGAUUCAAUAUCCCUUUAUAUGCAUUCAACAUGCAAUAUAUGUAACCGUUCUGUCUUUAUAUGGAACCAACUUUUUAUUAUAUGAUAGCUAAACAUUAUUAUAUAGAUUCGAUUUCCCUUUAUAUGCAUUCAAAAUGAAAUAUAUGGAACCGUUCUGUCUUUAUAUGGAACCAACUUUUCAUUAUAUGAUAGCAAAACAUUAUUACAUAGAUUCGAUUUCUCUUUAUAAGCAUUCAAAAUGAAAUAUUUGAAACCAUUCUGUCUUGUAUAGUUAAUUGGUUAUUGAUCGAUUGUGUUGCUCAUUCACAAAGCAGAAAAAAACAGCUUCUUUUUAGUAAUUUUCUCAACUUUUAUGACGGAUUUUAUUUUCUGAAAUCUUGAUGUUGAAGCAGUUCAUGAAAGUUAUUAAAAAUG
This is a messenger RNA of Mercenaria mercenaria, 6514 nucleotides long. RefSeq lists its product as uncharacterized. Bases 51 to 1760 code for a protein of 569 amino acids. The transcript has 3 exons. NCBI's taxonomy places the organism in Eukaryota, Metazoa, Mollusca, Bivalvia, Venerida, Veneridae. The record is from RefSeq and is a predicted model, not a curated record.